Cladophialophora carrionii CBS 160.54 is the source of this 1776-nucleotide messenger RNA. RefSeq lists its product as uncharacterized. The record is from RefSeq and is a predicted model, not a curated record. The transcript has 2 exons. Lineage: Eukaryota; Fungi; Ascomycota; Eurotiomycetes; Chaetothyriales; Herpotrichiellaceae. The coding region runs from base 1 to 1776 and encodes 591 amino acids.
AUGAACGAUGUCAAAAAGCCUGCAACUCGAGGCCCACGGAAGAAAAAAUCAUCGUCCUUAACUAGCGAAUCGUCUCAACAGGACCCUUUAUCCCGCGAGCUUCUACAAUCCGAGGCGAGCAGUAACUUGUAUAACAAUCGACCUCAAAACACUGCUCAGCACUCACCGCAGGAGACUCGAAGUUUGUCCGUCGAGUCUCGUACAUUGGUCUCGCCUUCCUCAUCGUACGGGCCGCUGACCCCACCUCUCGACUGUGAAACAACAUCAGUAGGCGACUGGCUUGAACUCAUAUACGAGUGCUGUUUCGAAAACGUCUUCGGCUUCUGGAUGGGUCGACACUGCUGUGCCCUUGUCGCGGAUAAUACUUCGGCAAUCAUUCUGCCUCCAAGCCGGUACUUUCCCGAGUUGGACGAUUUCAUCUUCGGUAGCUGGCGACAACCAGAGGCCAGCCGGACAGACCCACAGUCCAGUCGGAACGAGCAACAGGAUCAUCCGAUAGAUCAAUCCCUCAAGCAUGCAAAGAGAUCGUUCGCCGCACGCUGGUUCCAUCUCAUCCCAUCUACGGAACGGGCAGGUGUGUUACCAGAGCAUGUCGUGCGAGAAUUUUGGCGGAAGUCACGCAGAGAUAUGCUGAAGGUGAUCAAUCGCAUCUCUUAUCGAUCCGCUCUUGCGUUGUUCUUGUUCAGCCUGACACCAGUCCCGGUCGGGAUCUCAGAAGAAGAGGAGAUGGAUGGCUUAACAGGUCAACUCUGUGUUCAGGCAGGACUACAGCAGAUCCAGCGGUUGCGGGAGGGCCAGCGGAGUUGUCAAUUUAGCGGUUCUCAAGUGCUGCUGGCCUCCGAUGCCCUAGCGACUCCGACGGGCGGCUCGAAGUUAACCGACAGUUUCCUUCGGACCGAAGCCCGCGCGUACUGGGCGGCCUUGACCUUUGACACGUCCUCGUCACUGUCAUUGAACUUCAGAUCGACAAUCACCUCAGGGCUGCACGGCGUCGAGACCGAGACGUGUUGGCGCACACUUAAGAUGGGCGCAGGAUCCUUUCACACGCGGACUGAAGGUUGGCGAAGGAACCCGUUCGCUAUGACUGAAGACGAAGUCUUGCAAGUCAUUGCUGCCGCGCUCGCAUGUAAGCUGUAUGUGUGGAAGAUGAUCUCCGUCGUGAAGGAGGCGUUGCGCGAGGGCUCCGAGGAAGACAAGGUGCAACACGCUUGGUCGGCUUUCCUCGAAGCUAUCGACAUGUUCCGAGGCACUUUCCGGCCGCUUCUCAACGAUUGCCAAAGGCGACUUCCGUUCCUUGGGCAGGUAGAGAGGUUGAACUGGUACGAACUCAUGCUUCACUAUUAUCUCGGCAUCCUCAUUUUGGUAGACGCGAUGGAGGCCGCAGAAAGGACGGAUUUGUUGUCGCAGUUUUCCGAGACAAGGCUCGAGGCCGAGCACGAGCUUUUCAACACCUUGAAAUUCGGCCUCGAAAGCCAGUAUACCAUCAACGGGGCAUGUCGGCUCCCCGGAUCGACAUCAAAUCUACAAAAUCUUGCGGGCAAUUCUACAAUUACGGCUUCUUUUAUUGCCAUCGAUCCAUAUCCGCACCACAUCGUUGCGGCCGCCCAACUUAUGAACAAAGUGGUGAGCAGAGAAUACAGCCAGGGCAAGAUCAAGCUGGAAGCGUACAGGUAUCUGAACCGGACGCUGCUCGAGUGCCUGGAACAGCUCCCACAGACCUCCAAGUCUGUGCAGGCGGCGAGGCAGCAUCUACGUGCUUCCGCUGGGGAGACAUGA